Messenger RNA from Cuscuta campestris, 1209 nucleotides. The record is from the annotation of a GenBank genome assembly. Lineage: Eukaryota; Viridiplantae; Streptophyta; Magnoliopsida; Solanales; Convolvulaceae.
CUGCUUGACUGAUUAAUUUCAUCUGUGCAUGUUAUCAUAGAUGCCAUAUCUUGUUUGACAUAAUAAUUUUCCCUUAAAUUUUACUGUAAAAUCUGUAGGUGAAGGGACACUCAAAAUUUAGUAUUUCUGGCAUUUGACGAAGCACGUGGCAUCAUCAACGGAGUUACCUUUUUUAUUUUCUUGAAGAUAUGGAAUUCGAGGAGUUUGCCAUCCCCGAAGACCAGCCAGAGAGGGAUGCCGGUGAUUCCCAGAUUCCCGCAGCCAAAACUUCAACGGUCAACCGCGAGACCGUGAAAAUUCUCGAUGAGGAUGAGCAUGCGGAUGACCGGUUGAAGGAGAAGGGCAAGGAGAAGGUCGGUCGCCGGCAAAAGAAGGUGGCCACCACCCAUCCUUCCUACGGCAAGAAGAGGGCGAGGUCAGAUCCUGAGCCGGCUUCCCAGUCCAUUGAAGAGGCCUUCGUCAAUCUAGGCCUAAGGCUAAAAGAGGCAGGGGAGAUCAGGCCCUAUGCGGCUGAGCGGCUGGGGAUGGGCUCUCCUACAGAGUUGGCCCGGUUGAAGAAGGAAAAUGAGGAGAUGGCUCACAUCCUGAAGAGCCAGGCAGAUGAGCUCAUCCGACUCUCUGGUUUGACCGGGACAAUGAAGGCGGAGAUCUCCCAGCUCAAGGAAGAGAAUGGUCAGCUCAUGGACGAAGUUUCUGCGACGAAGAAGGAGAUGGCACUGAAGGAGCAAAGCUUCCCCAGUCGUGCAGCUGCAUGGGUGAAUGAGAACAGAGCCGAAGCCGCCCGGGUGAUGACGGCAAGCCCGGAAGCUACCAUGGAGUCCUUCAGGCUUCUUUACCGGGAGCCUGAGGGGAAGAAGAUGAUUACCGCUAUUGGGUCCUUCGGGUUCAAGAGCGGUCAGAAGAAAGACCGGGCUGCUUCUCACCGGGUCCUAAAGAAAAGGGACCCAGACUUCAGUGCAGCUGCCUAUGGCUUGGCCCCGAUUCCGGAGGAAGAGCCUACUCCCCCUUCCCCCUAGAUUGAUCUCCCGGCUGCGCCCGGUUGAGUUGGUUUGUAAAAUUUCAAACUUCAUUUUCCCGGGAAUGCCCGACGUAUCUGUAAACAUUUAACAUUCACUUUCCGUUUGGAUGCCAUGUUUAAUUUCCAUACCGGUGGAUCUUGCUUCUAGAUUGAUUCUUUUGUUUUGCUUCUGCUUUGCUAUCUUACUUUAA